GUUCACUCAAAUCAAAUUACGGUACCUUUGUGCUUUAAUUCCCUUUGUCAAAAUGGAUAAGAAUCCGUUGCACAAUAAUUCAUCGAAUCCUCGGAUUGUCGUCGCGAAUAAGUCUAAAAAGCUAGACCGUUCUGGGACAGUGGACAUUGCUGAUACGCUCAUUUACACACACACUCUUAUGUAUGGAAAAUAUGCCGAGGAUUUGAGUGAAUACGCCAAGGACGAAUCGAAGAAGCUUAAGCUCUAUAAAAAACGCCAACGAGCCGAGGAUAAAUUAUGCGAACAGAGACGCUUGAAUUACAAUCGUACUUUGUUGUGUCGAGGAUUCUCCUGGCUCCUGGAUCACACUUUGUCACGUUUUGGUGAGGAAUGGAUCUUCCUGGCUCUGUUGGGUAUCAUAAUGGCGUUCAUAUCCUUCGGGGUGGACUUGGGUGUGAAUAUUUGUACGAAUUCUCGAAUUAUCCUCUAUCGAGAGAUUUUCAAUUCAUCGGUACUGCUUCAGUAUAUAGCCUGGAUUCUACCAACUAUCUGCUUGGUCCUUUUUGCAGCCGGAUUCACUCAUUUGGUGGCGCCUCAGGCUGUAGGUUCGGGAAUUCCUGAAAUGAAAACCAUUUUGCGUGGAGUUGUUCUCAAGGAGUACCUCACGUUUAAAACGUUCUUGGUCAAAGUUGUGGGUCUCACUGCGGCUCUAGGAAGUGGAAUUCCAAUUGGCAAGGAGGGUCCUUUUGUGCAUAUUGCGAGUAUAGUUGCAACUUUGCUGUCCAAGCUCAGAUUUCACAGGAUCUAUGAAAACAAGUCACGGUAUAGUGAGAUGCUUUCGGUGGCGUGUGCUGUCGGAAUUGGGGCCUGUUUUGCAGCUCCGAUUGGAGGAGUCCUGUUUAGUAUCGAAGCAACCACAACGUAUUUUGCCGUGCGAAAUUGCUGGCGUGGGUUCUUUUCGGCAUUUUGUGGAUCAUCCGUCUUUCUGCUGAUGGCAGUGUGGUUUCAAAAUGCUGACACAGUUAGGGCACUUUUUCUCACCAAUUUCACAUCGGAGUUCCCAUUCGCUCCACAGGAGCUUUUCGUCUAUUCUCUCAUGGGAGUAGUUUGUGGAUUCCUUGGGGCUGGUUAUGUGUGGCUCCAUCGAUGGUACGUGACAUUUAUCCGAACAAAUAAGACAAUCAACGAAUUCCUUCAGAAGAAUCGUUUCUUGUAUCCGACAAUUAUAGCAUUUGUUGUGGCAACAAUAUCCUUUCCUCUGGGAACGGGGCAGUUUUUUGGAGCAGAACUCAGUACUCAUGAACAACUCACUGAAUUAUUCAGCAACUUCACUUGGUCUGGCAAUGAUCCAACAGUUGGUCAAGCUGCCAUUAUUUCGCAUUGGAAGACCCCAGGAACCAGUAUUUUCCUGAACUUGGCCUGCUAUGUUCUCUUCACGUACGUUUUUUCAAUAAUUUGCUACACACUCCCGGUGCCGUCAGGAUCGUUCAUUCCAGUGUUCAAGAUUGGAGCUGGGUUUGGCCGACUGUUCGGAGAGCUGAUGCAUAUUAUAUUCCCACAAGGGGUCUGGUAUGGUGGGAUUUUAUCGUCGAUCAUUCCCGGAGGAUAUGCUGUUGUUGGAGCUGCAGCGUUUUCCAGUGCUGUCACCCACACUGUCUCCGAGGCAGUCAUCAUUUUCGAAAUCACUGGACAAGUGACUCAUGUUGUUCCGGUGAUGGUUGCAUCGCUCAUAGCCAAUGCCGUCGCUGAGAUGCUCCAACCCUCGAUGUAUGACAGCAUGAUCCUGAUUAAGAAGCUUCCCUAUCUGCCAGAUCUACUUCCAACAAGCUCUCGGAUGUACAGUACUUGGGUAGAGGAUUUCAUGCAACGAGAUGUUAAGUUCAUUUGGCCAGCGAUGAACUAUAAAGAGCUUAAAGGGUUAUUGGUGAAAAAUCAGCAUAUACGCAGUUGGCCUUUGGUCGACAACCCAGAUAACAUGAUUCUCUUAGGAGCAGUGCAGAGAUCAGAGUUGAUGGAAAUGGUCCAGAGGCAAAUCAGUAAAGAAAAACGUCUCAUAGUUGCACACGAUCGGUUUAAAAUGGCCGAAGAAAAGGCCUUGGAAAAUGAGCAGCUAGAAUACGAACAAAAACAUCAGCUAGAACGUCGGCGAUCAUCAAGGUUCGAGGUAACUCCAGCUCCAGAUAUACUCAAACUUGAAUUAGGUAUUGGAAAGAAGUCUACCGAAGAACUAAGCACUACCACUAUGGAGACACCUAAAUCGAUUUUGAAAAAGUCAACAUCAUUCACAUUAAAUCCAACUGCAGACUACAAGACAGACAAUGAAAGGCGUCUGCAGGAACUCUUCAAAAAAUCCAACUUCCUUCAAGACAUCGAAAAAGGCAUGCAUCGAUCUCAAAUCAGUGGUAGUCUCAAGAAAGUGCAUCAUUCACAUGACUCCCUCAUGGAUAUGACACCCGAAGAUCGCAAACUCUGGGAAUGUGAGGAAAUGGCUAGGGUAAUCGAUAUGGAACAACACAAUGUCCCUAUUGAUCCGUCACCUUUUCAACUAGUUGAAAGAACUUCUAUUAGUAAAGUUCAUACACUCUUCAAUAUGGUUGGUAUUAACCAUGCGUAUGUUACGAAAAUUGGGCGACUCGUAGGUGUGGUUGGUUUAGCUGAACUUCGAAAAGCUAUAGAGGAUAUCAAUAGCAACAGUUUUGUAAUGCAAUCAGAGGAGAAAUGUGUCGAAACGAAGCCAUUAAUGAAAAUAGAGAAAAAUGGGAAAAAUCCAAUAGUUUUGAUAAGUUCGUCCGAAAUCGGCACGGAUAGUGAAACAGAUUCGAAAACUCCAUUAAAUCCUUAAAUCAAAAGGGGAUUUUCAAUUUAUAUGUAGGUAUACAUUCCUGUGUUAUACAACAUGUCGGUAGAAUGGAAAACAAUAUUAUUUACUGUUAUUUUAUUUAUUAAGCCACCAAAACAAGUGAUAUUGAACAAAUAAUAAAAAAAAUGUGUAUUUGAGAUGAAACGAA
This is a messenger RNA of Eupeodes corollae, 2987 nucleotides long. RefSeq names its product chloride channel protein 2-like. Lineage: Eukaryota; Metazoa; Arthropoda; Insecta; Diptera; Syrphidae. Gene Ontology annotation, molecular function: voltage-gated chloride channel activity. The record is from RefSeq and is a predicted model, not a curated record. The transcript has a single exon. Gene Ontology annotation, biological process: transmembrane transport; chloride transport. Gene Ontology annotation, cellular component: membrane. The coding region runs from base 53 to 2821 and encodes 922 amino acids.